AUGUCCGCCUCACUUCCGCGCCCGAAACGGGCAGGCGAAGACUUCGCCCGCACCCACCACCAAGAAGAGGGAGACAACACUGGGCCCGCCAAAAAACCAAGAUUCGACCUUCGAAACCCGUCCACUCUCGCACCCGAUGCACUCGAUGACGACGCGAUAUUAGACGCGGACGAGAUUGGGAGGCGUGGGCAACAAGUCCGCCGCAAAGCUAUCAACCUCGAUGGCUACGAAUCGGACAGCGACAACGAAGGCUUUGAUGCGCGGUCCUCGGCCAAGGCACAGCAAAAAGAAGCGAAACAAGAAGCGGAGGAUGAUGAUAUGUUCGCGGAAUUAGAGGAGGAUUUUGGCGCCGAAGAAGUGGACGGCGAUGCAGCACUACGGAAGGACAAGAAGAACGUGCGGUUUUUGCGAAAUGACGAGAUUGAGGGACAAGUCGCGUCGUCGAAGAGUGGGCGAACGUUGCGAGUGGAUCUGAGUCAAGGCGGCGACGCCGUUAAUAUUGACGAAGAUGAAGAGAGUGAGAGCGACGUUGGUGAAGAAGACCGUGCACAGGUAGAGACCGGCAUGGACGAGGAAUUAGGAGCCGGGUCGAAGAAGAAACAUGCGCCUUUGUUAGAUGCGUUCAACAUGCAGAACGAACAGGAAGAGGGUCAGUUUGAUGAGCAAGGCAAUUAUGUUCGCAAAGCGGUGGAUCCCGAUGCUGUACAUGAUUCAUGGUUGGAGGGAGUAUCGAAGAAGGAUAUUCGGCUCGCCAAGGAGGCAGCCGAUAAGAGAGACGCUGCGAGAAAAGAACAAGACCGCUUAAACGAUAGCGUCUUAACAUCGGAGGCCCUCAAAAAUCUUAUCCUGCAACUGCAGCGUGGCGAGACUGCACUGGACGCACUGGCAAGGAUAGGAAAGGGAGCACCAAAGAAACCCAAAUGGCAAGCGAAACGGAAUAAGAACCGAUCAAAGGGUGAUGAGGAUACAGAAAUGGAGGAAGAUGAUCCUAAAGAGGUAGCAAGGAAGCAGGCGAUUGAAGCUGUUACCGGGGCAGCUGAUAUUUUGAUGACAAGAGGACAAGUUGAGAUCUACGACACGGAACGCGAGGUUCUCACUAGACAAUACCGCCACGAAACAGGCGAGGAUUGGGUUGAUCCUCCGCAGACUACAGAUGCAGUCAUAGAAGACGCCGGGUCUGCGAUGUGGGAAUAUCGUUGGUCUGAUGCCCGUGAUGGUGGCGCCGUACACGGGCCUUAUGACGGGCCCACGAUGGAGUCAUGGAAGGGGGCAGGCUAUUUUGGCGAGGGAGUUGAGUUUAGGAAAGUGGGAGACACCGGAGAGUGGAAUAGCAACAUCAGUUUUGUAUAG
Aspergillus puulaauensis is the source of this 1350-nucleotide messenger RNA. RefSeq names its product GYF domain-containing protein. The transcript has a single exon. Gene Ontology annotation, molecular function: protein binding. The record is from RefSeq and is a predicted model, not a curated record. Lineage: Eukaryota; Fungi; Ascomycota; Eurotiomycetes; Eurotiales; Aspergillaceae. Bases 1 to 1350 code for a protein of 449 amino acids. Gene Ontology annotation, cellular component: U5 snRNP.